AUGAGUCUCCAGGAAGGUCCGCGGAAAAAGCGAUUGAAGACGGGCAUUACUCGUGUUCGUACUGGCUGCUACACAUGUCGACAGCGGAAAGUCAAGUGCGAUGAAGGAAAGCCAGGAUGUCAAACCUGUGGCCAGCUGGGUCUUUGCUGCGAGGGCUAUGCACCACGGUAUAAGUUCGCUGAUCCCAAGACCUUCGAGACAAUCCAGUGGGCGACAACGGUGCUGCCGGAGACAGGUUCUCCGCCUCAACAACCACCGUCCCCCACAUUACUUAGAGAUGCCGGUCAGUCAGCAUGUUCAGCAAGCUCAGGAUCGGCCGUGGGCUCCGACAAUGCCAUUUAUUUCCCGGUUGCAUCAAUACUCGGGACAAUGGAACACAACAAGUCAGCGUUGAUUGGCGAAUCAUCCUCAUCAGCGCCUCAAGUCCAGUUAGAUGCCAACGUUCCGGCACAGUUUUCCCCUUUCAAUGACGUUUUUCUCGACACAUUUGAUAACUCGGGGUUUGUGCAUCAUUCCGAAUCGAACUUCGCUGUUCAACGGUCGGGUCGUUCACCCAGCAGGAUGAACUUGUUUCCAACUCAUUUAGCGACCCCAAGCGAAUGUGCGGACAGUCUUCAGAUUCCAGCUCAUAGAAGCCGAAAGUCCUGCUAUAUACCACAGAAGGAACACCAGUAUCAGAGUUUACAAUACUACAACAAAGGUAUACAAGGCAUUGGGAAGUCAUUCGAAGUUACGCAGUCGAAUCCCCUUCACGUCCUAGCAGCGCUGCUUCUAUCCUAUUACUUUGAACUAGAUUCUGGAUCCUUUACUGGCGGCAUCGGGCACAUGACUGUUAUUGACAAGUUCUUGGCCGCUAACCACGAGGAAAUCAAGACCAAUCCUACCGGACAAAAGCUAUUAUGCACUUGGAUGAAUCUCCGUUCCCAGUUUGUGAAUCGGUACCUAGGGGGAUACAGGUCAUCAGAGCUUGCUCACACCAUCGACACGUUCCCACUAAACCGAAUGAUAGAAAACGGGGGUUCACAUCACGACUCCAUCAUGAUCAUGAUGUGUGACUGUAAAUUACUAAGUCGAAAGAUUAUCCUCGACUGGUGUGUCGCGCGAGGAGACUAUUACGGCCCCAACAACAAGGCUCCGUUAGACCAUGUCCUUACGCAGAUGUCACUUCCCAAAUCACGGCAAGAGUCAGUAUCCCAACUAGACAGCAUCGACGAAUCGUAUCGAGAUUCGCUAGCAAAGCAACGUACAAGAUUAGAUAAGUGGCAUUCUGACCUUGAUCUAUCCGAGCUUCCUAUAGACAGCUACGUAUCACAGCACAAGGACCUUCUCAGACAGUCAACCACCGAACUUGACAUACUCCCUCUUAAAUUUCAUUCCUUCGAGAUCGCGAUGAACUAUGCGUACUAUGCACAUGCUCAAAUGCUAUGUUCUGAGGAUGUGGUAGAUCGACUAGAACAGACAUUCGUUGAACCCGCCUUCACGCGCAGAGAUUAUCCAUGGGCAGAGCUUAUUUUGCGUAUCACUCACGGCCUUGAUAUUUCAGACUGUAUCUACAAGAGCACAUUCAACACCGGUAUAUUGACUAUUCUCACGGCGUGCAUGGCUGUUUGUCCGCGUGCAGAUGUGGCGUCGUGGAUUGAGAACUGGAUACGGAAGGUCGAAGAUUACGGGAUCCCACUAGAAAGCGGAUUGCCGUUCGGAAUAAUAAAAAGGGUGAUCCGUUUUAUAUUGGACCAGAGGAAAAAGAGACGUCAUGUGCUGCUUAUCAUGCCCUUGGAUAUCGAAGAUGCAGAGAAGUCUGAUCUCUAUCAAAGUGAUUUCAAGAUGCAAGUUAUCGCCUGCGGAAAGAAUAUGGAUACGGGAAAGCUAUACAACGAGAUGGCUGAGAUACCCGAAAUGUGA
This is a messenger RNA of Talaromyces rugulosus, 1902 nucleotides long. RefSeq lists its product as uncharacterized. Lineage: Eukaryota; Fungi; Ascomycota; Eurotiomycetes; Eurotiales; Trichocomaceae. The coding region runs from base 1 to 1902 and encodes 633 amino acids. Gene Ontology annotation, cellular component: nucleus. Gene Ontology annotation, molecular function: DNA-binding transcription factor activity, RNA polymerase II-specific; transcription cis-regulatory region binding; zinc ion binding. Gene Ontology annotation, biological process: positive regulation of transcription by RNA polymerase II. The transcript is spliced from 3 exons. The record is from RefSeq and is a predicted model, not a curated record.